This is a messenger RNA of Manihot esculenta (cassava), 4163 nucleotides long. RefSeq names its product 5-oxoprolinase. Gene Ontology annotation, molecular function: 5-oxoprolinase (ATP-hydrolyzing) activity. NCBI's taxonomy places the organism in Eukaryota, Viridiplantae, Streptophyta, Magnoliopsida, Malpighiales, Euphorbiaceae. The transcript is spliced from 2 exons. Gene Ontology annotation, cellular component: cytosol. Gene Ontology annotation, biological process: glutathione metabolic process. The record is from RefSeq and is a predicted model, not a curated record. Bases 206 to 4012 code for a protein of 1268 amino acids.
AAUAAUUAACAGCUAAUAAUAUGUAAUUAUUAUUAUUAGUUUAUGUUCUCCUAGUCGAUUCUAUUCUCUCUCACACACUUGCUCAGGCGCUUGGUGUGCCUUAUAUCGAGCUCAGCUGACUCGAGCGAUCAUCGCCGUCGUGAACCCAGGUUUGAUUUUAUUCGGAUACACCUAGAUAAUUUAAUUUCUGAGUCUUGAGGUUGGAAUGGGGAGUGUCAAUGAAGAAAAACUCAGAUUUUGCAUUGACAGAGGAGGCACUUUCACUGAUGUGUAUGCUGAAAUCCCUGGCAAUCCUGAUGGCCGAGUUCUGAAACUCUUGUCCGUUGACCCAUCGAAUUAUGAUGAUGCUCCAGUAGAAGGGAUUCGUAGGAUACUUGAAGAGUAUACUGGAGAGAAAAUUCCAAGAACUUCAAAGAUUCCCACAGAUAAGAUUGAUUGGAUAAGGAUGGGUACAACUGUGGCCACUAAUGCUCUCUUGGAAAGAAAAGGUGAAAGAAUUGCUCUUUGUGUGACUCGUGGGUUCAAGGACCUGCUGCAGAUUGGUAAUCAAGCACGGCCAAAUAUCUUUGACCUAACUGUAUCAAAACCCUCGAAUCUUUAUGAGGAGAUCAUAGAGGUUGAUGAAAGAGUUCAGCUUGUUCUUGAUGAGGAGCUAGUUGACCAAAAUUCUUGUUCACCACCAGUAGUUAAAGGAGUGUCUGGUGAGCUUGUCAGGGUUGUGAAGCCUCUUGAUGAAAAAGCUUUGAAACCUCUAUUGGAAGGCCUAUUGGAGAAGGGAAUUAGCUGUUUGGCUGUUGUAUUGUUGCAUUCUUACACUUUUCCACAGCAUGAAAUAGCUGUGGAAAAGUUAGCUGUGAGUUUGGGUUUCAGACAUGUUUCCUUGUCUUCAGCUUUGAGUCCUAUGAUUCGAGCUGUCCCUAGGGGUCUAACAGCUAGUGUGGAUGCUUACUUAACCCCAGUCAUUAAAGAGUACUUAUCAGGAUUUAUUUCUAAAUUUGAUGAAGGGCUGGGGAAGGUGAAUGUUCUAUUUAUGCAAUCAGAUGGAGGACUUGCACCUGAAAGUAGAUUUUCAGGACAUAAAGCUGUUCUAUCAGGUCCUGCAGGAGGAGUUGUUGGUUACUCUCAGACUCUUUUUGGACUUGAAACAGAAAAGCCCCUUAUUGGGUUUGAUAUGGGUGGUACAUCUACUGAUGUAAGCCGAUAUGCUGGGAGUUAUGAACAAGUUAUUGAAACCCAGAUUGCUGGCGCCAUAAUACAGGCGCCUCAGCUUGAUAUAAAUACUGUUGCUGCUGGUGGUGGAUCAAAGUUGAAGUUCCAAUUUGGUGCUUUCCGGGUAGGACCAGAAUCUGUGGGUGCUCACCCAGGGCCAGUUUGUUACAGGAAAGGAGGGGAAUUGGCGGUUACAGAUGCUAACCUUAUUCUAGGAUUUGUUAUUCCUGAUCAUUUUCCAUCCAUUUUUGGCCCCAACGAAGAUCAGCCUCUAGAUAUCAAGGCAACUAGAGAAGAAUUUGAGAAGCUUACGGAGCAAAUAAAUUCAUAUAGGAAGAGCCAAGAUCCAUCUGCAAAGGACAUGACAGUGGAAGAUGUUGCACUGGGAUUUGUCAAUGUUGCAAAUGAAACAAUGUGCCGUCCAAUACGGCAAUUAACUGAGAUGAAAGGUCAUGAAACAAGGAACCAUGCUCUUGCUUGCUUUGGAGGUGCUGGUCCACAGCAUGCUUGUGCCAUUGCUAGAUCAUUGGGUAUGAAUGAAGUACUCAUUCACAGGUUUUGUGGGAUCUUAAGUGCUUAUGGUAUGGGAUUAGCAGAUGUUGUAGAAGAGGCACAAGAGCCAUAUUCUGCUGUCUAUGGUCCUGAAUCUGUCUUGGAGGCUUCUCACAGAGAAGAUAUGUUAUUAAAGCAAGUAAAGCAGAAGCUGCAAGCUCAGGGAUUCAGAGAGGAAAACAUUACAACAGAAACAUAUCUAAAUUUGAGGUAUGAAGGUACUGAUACUUCCAUAAUGGUAAGGGGACAUGUAAAUGAAGAUGGAUCUGUAUGUGACUAUGCUGUGGAAUUUGUAAAGCUAUUCCAGCAGGAAUAUGGAUUCAAACUGCAAAACAGGAAUAUUCUUAUAUGUGAUGUAAGAGUUCGUGGUAUUGGAGUCACUAAUAUUUUGAAGCCACAGGUCCUGGAACCAAUAUCUGGCUCCCCAAAAGUGGAAGGUCACAACAACAUUUAUUUUGGGAAGGGAUGGCACCAUGCACCUGUAUUCAAGCUUGAAAAUCUGGGCCCUGGACAUAUUAUUCCUGGCCCUGCAAUCAUCAUGAAUGGAAAUAGUACCGUCAUAGUGGAACCCAACUGCAAAGCUAUUAUAACCAAAUAUGGAAACAUUAAAAUUGAAAUUGAGUCUAAUAUAAGCACUGUGAAAAUAGCUGAAAAAGCUGCAGAUGUUGUGCAGCUCUCAAUUUUCAAUCACAGGUUUAUGGGAAUAGCUGAACAAAUGGGUCGGACACUUCAGCGGACUUCCAUUUCAACGAACAUCAAGGAAAGGCUAGAUUUUUCCUGUGCUCUGUUUGGUCCGGAUGGGGGACUAGUUGCAAAUGCUCCCCAUGUACCUGUGCACCUUGGAGCCAUGUCAAGUACAGUUCGAUGGCAGCUAAAUUACUGGGGUGACAAUCUGAAUGAAGGUGAUGUGUUGGUUACCAAUCAUCCUUGUGCUGGAGGAAGCCAUCUUCCAGACAUAACUGUCAUUACACCAGUUUUUGAUAAGGGGAAGCUGGUAUUCUUUGUUGCAAGUAGAGGGCAUCAUGCAGAGAUUGGGGGUAUUACUCCUGGAAGUAUGCCUCCAUUUUCAAAGUCUAUAUGGGAAGAAGGAGCUGCAAUUAAAGCAUUUAAGCUUGUGGAAAGGGGAGUCUUUCAAGAAGAAGGAAUCAUCAAACUUCUGAAGUUCCCCUGUUCUGAUGAUUCCGCUCAUAAAAUCCCAGGAAGCCGCCGUCUUCAAGAUAAUUUAUCAGAUCUACAUGCACAAGUAGCUGCCAACAAGAGAGGAAUUUCCCUUAUCAAAGAGCUAAUUGAGCAGUAUGGUUUGGACACUGUUCAGGCAUACAUGAACUACGUGCAGCUUAAUGCAGAAGAGGCAGUGAGACAAAUGCUCAAGUCAGUUGCUGCUAGAGUUUCUUCUCAAUCAGCUAGAUUUGGAGAAAAUGCUUUGGUAACCAUUGAGGAAGAUGAUUACAUGGAUGAUGGGUCUGUGAUUCAUCUAAAACUUACUAUUGAUUCAGAUAAAGGUGAAGCGAUUUUUGAUUUUGGUGGGACUAGCCCUGAGGUGUAUGGGAAUUGGAAUGCGCCAGAAGCAGUAACAGCUGCAGCUGUAAUAUACUGUCUUCGCUGUUUGGUUGAUGUUGAUAUUCCUCUCAACCAGGGCUGCUUGGCCCCUGUUAAAAUCCAUAUUCCUUCUGGAUCAUUCCUUUCUCCAAGUGAGAAGGCUGCUGUGGUUGGAGGUAAUGUUCUCACAUCUCAAAGAGUGACUGAUGUUGUACUUACUGCAGUUCAGGCCUGUGCUUGUUCCCAAGGUUGUAUGAAUAAUCUCACUUUUGGGGAUAAUACUUUCGGUUAUUAUGAAACAAUUGGGGGUGGAAGUGGUGCUGGUCCAAGCUGGGAUGGGACGAGUGGGGUCCAAUGCCAUAUGACUAAUACCCGUAUGACUGAUCCAGAAAUUUUUGAGCAGAGGUAUCCUGUUGUUUUGCAUAAAUUUGGAAUAAGAGAGAACAGUGGGGGAAGUGGACUUCAUAAAGGCGGUGAUGGGCUCGUAAGGGAAAUAGAGUUCAGGCGACCAGUUGUAGUGAGCAUUCUUUCAGAAAGGCGAGUUCAUGCUCCAAGAGGUUUAAAAGGAGGAAAAGAUGGUGCUCGCGGGGCUAACUACCUGAUUACAAAAGAUAAAAGGAGAGUUUACCUUGGAGGUAAGAAUACAGUUGAAGUGCAGGCUGGAGAAAUUCUUCAGAUAUUAACUCCAGGUGGUGGCGGUUGGGGUUCUUGAUUAUGCUGGGGUAUAGUGCUGCAUAAUGAGUAUUGUUUUCUGUUGAAUUUGCUGUUUUGCUCGUCUUGAUGUGGCAAAACUGCCUGAUUGUUGCAAUAUAAACAUGUUUUUUGGGAAACAAAUAAAUAAUCAAAAUUUUCCUUUCUUGCUA